CCCAUGUUCCUGAGAUAAACACCACAACAGCACGGAGCACAUCUCUAGAAAGCAGGCUAAAAUGUAAAGCAGGUUGAACAGGACCUAAUCCAUACUGGUUUGCAAAGCAGCAUGUACUCUAAGUAACACUUUGUGGUAGCCUAAAGGAAGACUCCGCCUCGACACUGGACCUAACGCGGUUGUUUAUUUAUUUGAUUUCCGCGAUACGUUAGCUGCUCCUUUAAGCAUCCGGUACGGUUAAUUAAUUAGAUUCGAAAUGCAUGAAUCUCCACGUGCCAUUAUUCGCAUCGCAUCUAUCUUCGCCGCGAGGGAACGGAAUGGCACGAGCAGGACCCGUGCACCCGGAGAAUGAGAACCGCUCUGAGCCCAGAGACAUACCGUCAAAUACAAGAACCAGUUGGCAUUUCUCUCUGCCUCCCUACUUAUGUAAUAUAAUAUGUCAAGCCAGCGGACCGUGUCCUCCUUCUCCGAAACUUGUCCCUUCUCUACUGAACGCGCAACAUAGCUGUCCUUGUCGUUGCACAGACGGGAAUGUCAACACGGCAAGAUGGUCCGCAUAGCGAGCGUCCUGGGUUUGAUGAUGUUCAGUGUCGCUCUGCUCAUACUCUCAUUGAUCAGCUACGUGUCAAUAAAGAAAGAUUUUCUCUUCAUGACCCCCAAAUAUGCAAAUUCAGGGGGGCCUCGGAUGUAUAUGUUCCAUGCGGGAUUUCGGUCUCAGCUGGCCAUGAAGUACCUGGACCCGGCCUUCACCCCUCUGACCAAGGCCCUGAACGAGGGCCUGCAGGAGAACGCCUCCAAAUGGAGAUAUAACAGAACGGCAUUCACAGAACAGAGAAAAGAGAUCUCUCAGCACAUCGACAUCGCCCACAACUUCACCCUGACCCGGAGCAGCGUGCGCGUGGGUCAGCUGAUGCAUUACGACUACUCCAGCCACAAGUACGUCUUCUCCGUCGGAGAGAACUUCAAGUCCCUGCUCCCCGAGGCCUCCCCCAUCGUCAACAGGCACUACAACGUGUGCGCCGUGGUGGGCAACAGCGGCAUCCUCACAGGGAGUCGCUGCGGCCCCGAGAUCGAGAAGUUUGACUUCGUCUUCCGCUGCAACUUCGCUCCCACCGAGAUCUUCCGCAGGGACGUGGGGCGGAGGACCAACCUCACGACCUUUAACCCCAGCAUCCUGGAGAAGUACUACAACAAUCUGCUGACCAUCCAGGACAGGAACAACUUCUUCCUGAGUCUCAAGAAGCUGGACAGGGCCAUACUCUGGAUCCCUGCCUUCUUCUUCCAUACCUCAGCCACGGUGACCAGGACCCUGGUGGACUUCUUUGUGGAGCACAGAGGACAGCUGAAGGUUCAGCUAGCGUGGCCUGGCAACAUCAUGCAGUACGUCAACAGAUAUUGGAAGACCAAGCAGCUGUCACCGAAGCGGCUGAGCACGGGGAUCCUCAUGUACACUCUGGCCUCAUCCAUGUGUGAGGAGAUCCACCUGUACGGCUUCUGGCCCUUUGGCUGGGACCCCAACACGGGCAAGGAGCUGCCCUACCACUACUACGACAAGAAGGGUACCAAGUUCACCACCAAGUGGCAGGAGUCCCACCAGCUGCCAGCAGAGUUCAAACUACUCUAUAAGAUGCACACGGAGGGACUUAUCAAACUAACGCUCUCACAUUGUGCCUAGACCUGACUGGACCAAACCAGACCGGACCGGACUAGACUGGCAUGGACUAGAUCAGACUAAAAGGCCAAAUCUGGCACACGUUGGAAUUUCUGGUUGUAAACUGGUUUUCUGGUUAAGAAGACGCUAGAUAAACAGAUUACAACCAACUGGUCUCUGUUACCCGGACAACCAAGUAUAAAGGUAAUGUCUGUUUCAUGACAACAUCAAGAAGUUAGAUAACCAGAUCACAACUAUAUAAAGACUUAUUUUUCUGGUUGCUUAGAAAAAAAGAGUUCCAAAAGGGUUCUUCGGCUGUCCCCA
Molecule: messenger RNA, 1975 nt
Organism: Coregonus clupeaformis (lake whitefish)
Lineage: Eukaryota; Metazoa; Chordata; Actinopteri; Salmoniformes; Salmonidae
Gene: st8sia3
Product: ST8 alpha-N-acetyl-neuraminide alpha-2,8-sialyltransferase 3
Exons: 4
Coding region: 548-1675 (375 amino acids)
Biological process (GO): N-glycan processing; oligosaccharide metabolic process
Molecular function (GO): alpha-N-acetylneuraminate alpha-2,8-sialyltransferase activity
Source: RefSeq, a predicted model, not a curated record